AGUUUAUUUAUUCAGCAUAAGUGAGUGAUUUAUGUAGUUUUAUUAAAAAUAUCUUAUUUAAUAAAGAAUAGCAGCAAACAAGAACGUAAGUUUUGUCAUCCAUAAUGUUGACGCGUAGUCCAUGACAAGAUUGCAAUGAAUGCUAUUAUAAAAACUGUUCUAUUAAUUAUUUAUUAAGAUACUUGUUUAGUCUAGUAAUUAAACACCACUGGUAUUUGCUUGGUUUUAUGUACUUAUACCAGUGGUAAUGGAAUGGAGUACUGCACGGAAUAUAGGUAUAUACGGAGUAUAAACCACAACAUCGUUCCAUGCAUAAAUUAUAACCCAAUGUUAAAUAUUCAUGAAUGUUUACGACGAGCAAAACGAUAAGAAUUUGCAUAUUUGUGAUUUGAUGUCUUUCAACUGAUUAUUUAAAGCGUGCGUUAUUAAUAUUGGAUUAAUAACAAUAAUGAAGUAAAACCGAACAUGACUCUGAAAUACAGCAUAAAAUAGUGAACGUUUAAGACUACGUCCUGCAAGAUUUCCUGACAGUAAGUUAAUGGACCUACAAGAUUUUAAAUAUGUAAUUGGUGCUACGUGCAAUGCAAGUGCACUUGUAUGGAUUGUGACAUCAUACUCAGGUGAUCCUACAACCAGAAGUGCUCUUCGUCGAGCUUAUCCAAAUGAUGAAUUACAAAAACUUGGAAUUCAUAGGGUAUUUCUACUGGGAAUGUUAAAUGGCGAAGCAAGCCGCAAAACUCAUGUAACCCAAGAUUCAAUAUAUGACGAAUCAUUGAAAUUCAAAGACAUCGUCCAAGGAAACUUUCAAGAAGCAUAUAGAAAUUUAACUUAUAAACAUUUGAUGGGUCUCAGGUGGGCUGUGAAUACUUGCCAUCAUGCAAAUUAUAUAAUGAAGAUGGACGACGACAUUGUUGUCAACCUCUAUGACAUACUAAAUAUACUCCAAACUCGUGGAACUAUUGAAAAUACUUUAAUGGGGUAUGUUUUAAAUAAUAUGCUUCCUAUUCGUGAACCAGCAAACAAGUGGUUUGUCACACAGGAAGAAUUCGCUCUCAAUGUGUAUCCAGAAUUUCUUUCUGGUUGGUUAUACAUAACUAGUUCUAAAAUAGCUGAAAAGUUAGUUAGUUAUGCACAGGUAUAUCCAAAAUAUUUUUGGAUUGAUGAUCUUUUUAUCACAGGUAUUUUAAGGAAUGAUCUUAAGAUAGGAUUCCAAAGUAUUCGUAAAUUUUAUGCGACUGACUAUCGGUAUCUUAAAUGUUGCAUUAAAGGGAAGGAAAAACGUUUAAAGUGUGAAUUUGCAAUAGGGCCGAAUGGUGGAAAUGCCGAACUCCAAGUAGAGUUUAAAGAUUUUGCUCAAUUCUGUCGAACCAAUUGUUCACCACGGACAGAAGAAUUCUCUGUAAACAACACGUGCAUCGUAGCACAUGAAGAACCAAAUUGGGUCAAAGGUAGAGCUCUGAUUGAGCCAGUAAGAAUGUUAUGAUAAAGAAGAUACAAAGAUCAAAAAUCAUUUACGAUCUGAAUUAUACCAUCCCUGCCAUAUUCAUGAAGAGAUUACUUAAUAAGAUUGUUAAUAUUAUAGUGCAUUUAUACACAUAGAUAUCUACAUAUAUUAAAUAUUUCUCUAUAUUUUGUAAAACAAU
Messenger RNA from Cephus cinctus (wheat stem sawfly), 1643 nucleotides. Its product is annotated as UDP-GalNAc:beta-1,3-N-acetylgalactosaminyltransferase 1. Gene Ontology annotation, cellular component: membrane. The transcript is spliced from 2 exons. Lineage: Eukaryota; Metazoa; Arthropoda; Insecta; Hymenoptera; Cephidae. The coding region runs from base 539 to 1483 and encodes 314 amino acids. The record is from RefSeq and is a predicted model, not a curated record. Gene Ontology annotation, molecular function: hexosyltransferase activity.